Cotesia congregata is the source of this 1071-nucleotide messenger RNA. Lineage: Eukaryota; Metazoa; Arthropoda; Insecta; Hymenoptera; Braconidae. The record is from the annotation of a GenBank genome assembly.
AUGGCAACCGGUGAAAAGCGUAUUGCAUUGAUAACAGGGAUAACAGGUCAAGAUGGGUCUUACCUAGCAGAGUUUUUGCUAGAGAAAGAAUAUGAAGUACAUGGUAUUAUAAGAAGAGCUAGUUCGUUUAAUACUACUAGGAUCCAACAUCUUUAUGCUGAUCCUAAAAGUCAUAAACAAGAAAAAAUGAAACUACAUUGGGGUGAUAUGACUGAUUCGAGCAGUUUAAUAAAAGUUAUUGCUGCUGUUCAGCCAACUGAAAUUUAUAAUCUUGCUGCUCAAAGUCACGUUAAGGUGAGCUUUGAACUGAGUGAAUACACCGGUGAAGUUGAUGCUAUUGGUACCGUUAGACUAUUGGACGCAAUAAGAACAUGUGGACUUGAAAAAAAAGUUAAAUUUUAUCAAGCAUCAACAUCCGAGCUUUAUGGUGGUAGAGAUGCAUCAGCACCACAAAAUGAAUCGACACCUUUUUAUCCACGUUCACCGUAUGCUUGUGCCAAAAUAUAUAGUUACUGGAUUGUUAUAAAUUACCGAGAAGCUUAUGGUCUAUAUGCAUGCAAUGGUAUUUUAUUUAAUCAUGAAAGUCCCAGAAGAGGUGAAAAUUUUGUGACUAGAAAAAUUACCAGAACUAUUGCGAAGAUUUAUUUAGGAGCACAAGAUGUAUUAGAGUUGGGAAAUUUAAACGCAAAGAGGGAUUGGGGUCAUGCCAAAGAUUAUGUUAAAGCGAUGUGGAUGAUGCUACAGCAAGAAAAUCCAGAGGAUUAUGUGAUAGCAACCGGUGAGAGUCAUAGUGUACGAGAAUUUGUUGAACUGGCCUUCCAACAUGUCAAUAUAAACAUUAUUUGGGAAGGCACAGGAGUUGACGAAGUAGGUCGUGAUAAAAAUAGUGGGAAAGUAUUAGUUCGAGUAAAUCCUAGGUAUUUCCGUCCAACGGAAGUGGGAAUGCUCCUUGGUGAUGCUUCAAAAGCCAAAAUGAAGUUAGGAUGGGAACCUUCAGUUUCUUUCAAAGAGCUUGUUGAAGAUAUGAUGAACGCUGAUUUGGCUUUGAUGAAAAAAGAUCCAACAGCUUGA